UUUAAACAUUACUUCAGAACAAAAUGUUUGUUACACAAGAUGAAACAAAUAAAUAAAUAGAUAUAAAUACACUGAAUUGUUAUUAAGAUAAUGGUAUCAGAUACCAGCUAUUUGAGUGAGUAUUGGACAGAUAUCCAAUAUCAGAAUCUGUUUAUCUGUAAUUAUUAUUGCUAACAAUACAAGAUCAUCAAUAUCUAUAUGCUUGAUUUAAAACUUGCCCUACAUCAGUCUCGCUGCUCUUGACUAUGUACACCAAUAAAAAGGAUGAAUGUUAAAGAUUGAAACCAAAGUGUUGUAGAUGUUGACCUCUUCCACAUAUUCUCUAUAUACUGAUUUAACAACCUGAGAGGCAACCAGUGUUCAGAUUAUUGAGGGCAGAUUACAGUCUUUUCCAGACAUCUGUCUCUGUCCCUGUGCAGCCCUCCCUCUGUGUGCUGCUAAGCCCAGCAGGCUCCGGCCCGCUAACGACAGAUGGCCCUCCUGUCCUGACUGUCAGGUCUUUGUGACGGGGUGAGGCGCAGAGAGACAGGCUGGACGCAAUAUAAAUAACAAAAAAAGCACUCUUUUAUGAGGCAAAACAGUUUACAAAAAAACAAGGUCCAAAAGGGGCAGGCAGAGGAUCGUCGGUCAGGGCAGGCAGGGUCGAAGCAGGCAGGAUCAGAUACGACAGACUGGACGACGGGAAAAAGACACGGAACGAGACGACAAUCCGACAGCAGACAAGGGAAAGACUGACACAAUAUAUAGGGGGGGAAACAGGUGUACGACAUCAGACAGUAACGAGACAAGAGGGGCUGAGGGCAGGUGCAGGUAAUUAAACAAUUAAGACAGAGAAGACACAGAGGAGACAUAGGAGACACUUUGGUGUCGGACAAAGACAAUAAAUUAGAUUGAUGCAAAGCAGUUUGGGGUCAAACCUGAAAGUAAAACUGCGGUAAUAAACUUAACUCACAGAAUCUUAAUUGAACAUUCAUGGUGAGUGUUUUCGAUGAGAUUGGACUCUUGCUAUAAACACAGCUUACCUAUGUGUGUCUCACAUGUCACUCUGUGUCUUAAGUGUUACGUCAAUGGAGAUUAAGGUAAUAGGCUUUCUGCCUCACAGCCUUUGUCCUGUCCUCACAGGCCUAUUUCACAUGCUCCUGCAGGAAUAUGGACGCCGUUUAUGUCGCAUUACGUAUUGUUUGAGUUUUUCAUCUCAUCACCCCAGGAUCAUCAACGUGUCUGAUCGGCUGUUCCUGCACAGAUGACAACUUGGGAAGGUCUUUACUAUGUAUGGAAACCUCCAUGAGAAAAAUACCAGAGGACAUCCCACAUGAUUUCACAAAAAUCCGGAUUGAAAACUGCCACCUGACUGAGUUACCUGGAGGAUCUUUCUCGAAUGUUAGUGCCUUAGAGUUCCUGUGGCUGAAUUUCAAUGAUAUCACCCUGAUGAACAUCAACAGCCUGGAUGGGCUGGCUAACCUGACUGAGCUCAGGCUGCAAGGCAACAAGCUGACCUCAGUAACAUGGACGGCCUUUCAGGACACACCGAAACUGAAGAUUUUGGACCUGAAGCACAAUCGACUGGACGUUCUCCCCGAACACGCACUGAGACACUUACCUUCACUGACCUACUUAGAUAUAUCCUUCAAUAACCUUUGUGUCAUAUCAAAAGAUGUCUUCACUAAUUGGCCACUUUACCAAAUGGCGGAGAAAGCGUGGGGCAAAGAAGGGCUUGUCUCAAAUGUGAUUCUGGCUCUGCAUGAUAACCCCUGGUUUUGCGACUGCCGCCUCAAAGGCUUUGUUGAGUUCAUCAGGGCGGUCAGCCCUCCCAUCAUUCUCAUGAACUCUUAUUUGACCUGCUCGGGACCCGCCUCCAAAUCCGACAAGUUUUUCCACGAGAUCCCGUUAAAAACAUGCAUGAAGCCGGUGGCCUCUGCCCAAGAGACGAACAUCACUUUACCUUAUGGAGUAAAUGCAACACUCACAUGCUUCGUAAAGGCCAGGCCAGGUCCAACCAUUCAGUGGAUGUACCCUCUGAAGAUUAUAAGAGGAUUUGUUGCUACAGAGACUCACAUAGACGAGGAGACCUUCACCUCUCAGCUGAUGAUUCCCUCUUUUCACCGGGAAGACCGCGGACUCUAUACCUGCAUGGCCAACAACUUCAUUGGCAACUCCUCUGUCAUCCUCACGGUUAAUGUCAACCUCCCGCCAACUGUCUCCAUGUUCUCCUCCGACGAGAAUGUUCACAUUGACAUCCGCAUCUCCAAGCAGACCGUUUACGGUAUCACCCUGGAGUGGUACGCAGUAACAGGCAACCCAGCAGCAACUUGGUUCACCAUCCACUUUGGCAAAUAUGCUUCACCCAAAAAGCAGUUGACCUACAUUGGUCCCGGCAUCAACAGCUACACUGUGAGCGACUUGCUUCCUGUCACCAAAUACGAGGCGUGCGUGACCCUGAGGAAUCAUCCACCGACGAAGGGCCAGUGCAUCGUGUUUGUGACAGGAAGUGACAUCAGUGAGCUGGAGCAAAGAGCGAAGCUCAUCCACAUUAUUGUGAUUGUGUGCGCCAUGGUGCUGGCGGUGCCGGCUGGCAUGUACGCCUGCACCACGGAGGCUCGAUUCAGCUGCGUGGAUCGCUGUGUCCAACUGUGGAGGAAGCGCAGACUGCACAGUGAGAACCUGCAGUGCACGGAGAGGCAAGGCACCUUCGACAGUCUGCAGGCAGCCAGCGACGAAAACCUGUGCAGGGACUCGGAGGAGAAGCCGAAAAAGAGGCGGAAGUCAGAGGAUAGGUGCAAAGGUGGAAAUGCAGCUCAAUUGUACUAGCAUCAAAAUAUGUACAUACAUGUGUAUUUGUAAAUAUUGUCAGUGUGCAUCUUUUGUUUUAUUAUUCCAUUGGAGCCAUAAGGUGAAGCAUUAAGAUUUCUGAAAAUAAAUAAAAAGAGGUCUUCGAAAACUCCAGGGUCAUGUAAGAAACCGUAAUGAUGUUCUGAAGGUAUUUCAAAAAAACCUCAAAACCUCUUUCAGCCAUCUGGAGGAAAAAAAGGGCCAUUUGUGUCAAAAUAAAACAUAUUUUUAUCCUAUUUCCCAACUAGUGACUCUUUUUCGCUCCAAGAACACGGAAUUUAUACAUCAGAAUUUACACAUCUCGCAUGAGAAAGAUAUUAACCGAAUAUUUUCAUUUUGAGGAGUCUGUAAAUACCUUUAAAACAAUGUUAAGUUUUGCUAAAUGACCUUCUAGAGUUUUUACAGAUCAUAAUAAGAAUGUUGUAAAGCUCUGGCUGAAUGUGACGCUAACACGCGAUUGCAAGACACAUGCUGGAGCUAUUAUAGACAUAAAGUCAUCAUGUAAAUAUAUCAGGCUAUAUCAGCUCAAAGUGGAGAUGCCUUUGGUGCUUAUUGUAAGGAGAGUUUGUAUUACCUGUGUAUACAAUGUACAGAAAGAAGUUUGUGAUAAAUAUCCAUUUGAAAGUUCUUUGGUUAUAUAUAUAUUUUUUAAACUAUUUAUAUUUAUUGCAAAACAUCUUAAAUAAAAAACAAUGUUACGAAUUAAUAUUCCUUUAUUGUCAACUUCAGCAAACUAAAUUGUAAGUGUGAUAUAUCGACUUGUGUAAAAUAUGUAUUUUUAUUUUCUUUUUCUUUUUGCAGACUUGUAAUGGAAUGAAAUGAUGUUUGCUGUGGAUUAAAGAGUGAGAGAUGCAUGCUGAGACAUACACAGAUGUUUUAGCACAAUCACUCAGCGGAUUUGUUACAUAAGCAGUGUUUCCCCGUGCAUUUAUACAUACACUCAUAAGCAGAUUAAAGUGAUUUUCUAUCUGAAUCCUACCAGUCAGCAGGACAUUAUAUUUCCAUUUUAUGACAGCUGCAAACUCACUGUGGGCCUCCAUAUCAAUUGGAGGCAAAUAAAGGCUAAUCUUACAUUUAUAAUGAUUAUUUUCAGUUUGUGAGUUAAUAAUGAACAUGUGUUUGAGUGUUCCAUAAAAGUUGUGUGUUGUGAACAUUAUUUCUUUUUUUUUACAAAUAAAUGAAAAGAUUUAACAUUUUUA
Pseudoliparis swirei is the source of this 4028-nucleotide messenger RNA. Its product is annotated as leucine-rich repeat, immunoglobulin-like domain and transmembrane domain-containing protein 2. Gene Ontology annotation, molecular function: protein binding. The transcript is spliced from 3 exons. The record is from RefSeq and is a predicted model, not a curated record. The coding region runs from base 1273 to 2808 and encodes 511 amino acids. Lineage: Eukaryota; Metazoa; Chordata; Actinopteri; Perciformes; Liparidae.